AUGGCGGCACUUCCGCCGUCUCAAUUUGGACGUGAAUCGGCGCAAAUCUCCGAAUCUGGCCCCUCUCAGAUGGAAUUCCUGUCCGCUGAAAGUGGCGCCGCUAUCGAAAAUACUGACACCGCAGAAAGGAACUUCGUUCCCCGCCCCAAGCGCAUCGCGUGUGUGGUCUGUCGGAGGAGGAAAUUACGAUGUGAUGGGAGACGACCGAGCUGCGGAACCUGUUCACGUUUGGGACAUGAAUGCUCUUACGAUGAAGUGCGCAAGAAGAGUGGCCCAAAGCGGGGAUAUGUCAAGCAGCUCGAAGCUCGAUUAGCUCAAGUAGAGACUCUUCUCAAAACCCAGGAUUCGGAACCGACCCAGCGAAUCUCCCCGACGCAACCACCAGAGAAUACAUUCUCAGCGCCUAUCCCCGAUGAGCCCAUAUUGUCUCUGCCUGACCUCCCAGACCUUGGAGGCAUUGGUGGUGAUAUGGAGAAUUCUUUCUCAGCUUCGACCGUCCCAGGCGUAGCUCAGCCAGGUGGAAUGCCAUACCAUCCACCCCAUGCGACUCAGUGGGACUUGAUCAGUUUAGGAUUGGAAGAGCCCCUUCCUUCACAGGAUGUGAUCGAUGAAUUGGAUGCUCUAUUUUUCGAGAAAAUAUAUCCAAUGAUGCCCAUUAUCCAUCGUCCUCGUUACUUUGCAGCUCUAAACCUUCCCCCUCAUAUGCGACCGCCGAUAUGCCUGCGAUACAUUAUGUGGUGUCAUGCCGCGUCUGUCAGUAAGAAAUACUUCUUUCUACAUAAUCAUUUCUAUCUGCGAGCACGCAAGUAUGCGGAGAUGGACGAGAUGAAAGGGUUCGGAGAGAGCAUCGUCAGCAUCGCACAUUGCCAAACGUGGAUACUUAUCGGCACAUACGAAUUCCGCAUGAUUUUCUUCCCACGAGCCUGGCUGAGCGUUGGCAAAGCUGCAAGGUUAGCACUAAUGCUUGGGUUGAAUCGGCUUGAUGGUGUUGGUCUCGACGUCAAGCAAUCCAUCUUACCACCAAAAGAUUGGACUGAACGCGAGGAACGCAGGAGAGUUUUCUGGGGCGCAUUUGCUACAGAUCGAUAUGCCAGUGUUGGAACCGGUUGGCCCAUUCUCAUCGAAGAGAAAGAUAUCAUGACGAACCUCCCCGCGUCCGAGGAGUCUUUUACAAAUGGCAAGCCACAACGAACACUUCGUCUGGCUGACAUUAUUAUAGGCGACGGUGUCGCAACAUUAGCACCGUUUGCAUGCGUAGUGGUUGUGACGAGUCUCUUUGGCCGUAACCUCGUUCAUAUACACCGGCCUCAUCCUGGUGAUAACGAUCACGACCUUAAUGGAGAGUUUUGGAAACGACACAGGAGCCAUGAUAAUAUUCUUUUGCAUAUCUCUCUCGCGUUGCCCGAUCAUCUUAGGCUGCCAAGUGGCAUGUCGGAUGUGAACGUCAUUUUCGCCAACAUGAGUAUUCAUACUUCGACUAUCUGCCUCCACCAAGCGGCGAUUUUCAAAGCCGAAAAGAACAAGAUGUCAAACCAGAUCACGACGGAAAGCAAGCGUAGAUGCCUCGUGGCCGCAAACCAGAUUUCGAGCAUCAUGAAGAUGAUCAGCCAUGUUGAUUUGACAAGCUUAAAUCCGUUCAUGUCAUUCUGCCUCUACAUUGCUGCUCGUGUUUUUGUGCAGUAUCUCAAAUCGCGGCCAGAGGACUCGAGUGUUCACUCCUCCCUACAAUUCCUCAUCUCCGCCUUGAAUGCCAUGAAGAUUCGAAAUCCUCUGACUGAGACGUUCCUUGUUCAGCUGGAUGUCGACCUCGAUGGAACUGGCAUUCGCGCUUUGGAUGACAGGCAGAUAACCUAUACGGUCGCACAUUCAAUGGCAAAACCCUACUGCGCCGAAAAUCGCGACUGUGUUCCCAUUUACAACGUUCGUGAAAGACAAGAAAAUGCGAGAGAUGAGUCUGUUCAAUACAGCGCGAACCGUGGUGGCAAUCAACAGCCCAUAGCAGGCGACUUGACGGCAUCUCUUCCUAGCCGUAACAGGGAGUCAAAUCCACAGACUGCCGGAUUAGCACCCUUCAAUAACGAUGACACAGCUCGUCUUUUUGGACCUUCCACUCAGGCGACAUGUCCAAGAAUGAACCAAUCCGCACAAACAGAUGGUAUAGUUGACAUGGAGAUGGGAUUCUCACCUGAUUUUGGCAACCUCAGCGACAGAAACAACCCACCAUCAGACCAUCCAACCCCUUCAACAUUGAAUUCGUCCUCCAACACCUCCUACUCGAUUACCGGUACAGACGACGUACCACCCGCAAACAAGCAACAAAAGACAAAUUCCAUGUAUACUAGUCAGGCGUCAGCCUCGUCUUUUGACAAGGUCAAUCCAAGCGAUAUGCCUCAACGAGCCCCAAGUUCGCACACAUCCGACAUGACUGCUGUGGGCAGUCGAUUCUAUCAGAACAACUCUGGUAGUCCGUCAAUCCCCCCGGAUGCGACAAACUUGUUUUCUAUACCAUCUGCCUGGGAUCUUCCGGCCUCAGAUUCAGAAACCCGCAAUGGGGAUUUCAGCAACUUGAACAUGGAGUCCUUCAGUGAAUCUCAAUGGUCACAGAUGUUGAACAAUCAGAUUUUGGGUGAAAAUGGGACUAAUACCGGCUGGGAAAACUGGCGACCAUCAUGA
Messenger RNA from Penicillium paradoxum, 2673 nucleotides. Its product is annotated as putative C6 transcription factor Prf. Gene Ontology annotation, cellular component: nucleus. Gene Ontology annotation, biological process: regulation of DNA-templated transcription; DNA-templated transcription. Lineage: Eukaryota; Fungi; Ascomycota; Eurotiomycetes; Eurotiales; Aspergillaceae. The record is from RefSeq and is a predicted model, not a curated record. The coding region runs from base 1 to 2673 and encodes 890 amino acids. The transcript has 6 exons. Gene Ontology annotation, molecular function: DNA binding; zinc ion binding; DNA-binding transcription factor activity, RNA polymerase II-specific.